This is a messenger RNA of Manihot esculenta (cassava), 2654 nucleotides long. RefSeq names its product exocyst complex component EXO70B1. Gene Ontology annotation, biological process: exocytosis. Gene Ontology annotation, cellular component: exocyst. The coding region runs from base 250 to 2163 and encodes 637 amino acids. Gene Ontology annotation, molecular function: phosphatidylinositol-4,5-bisphosphate binding. The transcript is spliced from 2 exons. NCBI's taxonomy places the organism in Eukaryota, Viridiplantae, Streptophyta, Magnoliopsida, Malpighiales, Euphorbiaceae. The record is from RefSeq and is a predicted model, not a curated record.
CUGACUUUUAUCCACUUUCCUGACGUUUUGUCCCAGUCCUGUGGGCUGUGCACAGUUUUCUGUGUAGUCUCCUGCUGUGUUUCUUUCUUCAAUCCUUCUCCCGCUUUUCUAUUUUAUGCCAUCAGCUUCAAAGUUCAAACGGCGAUUUUCAAGGGCUUUUUGGUCAUUUCAUCCUCUUAACCCCAUCUCCAUCAGAAACGGUUUCUUCAUAACCUGAACACUGUGCUUUUGUUGCAGAGUAGUCAAGUAAUGGAUGACAACGGCGAAGAGAAAUUGAUGGCGAUGGCGCGUCACAUAGCCAAGACUCUUGGCCACAAUGAGUCCAUGGCUGAUGACAUUUUUCAGAUAUUUUCCAACUUCGACGGUAGGUUCUCUCGCGAUAAGUUGUCGGAGAAAAUAUCUGGAGCUGCCGGUGACGAUUUGAGAGACUCUGCCUCUCUCAAACAGACUCUUGAUUAUUUGGAACGUCAGGUAUCUCAGUACGUGGUCGCCGAUCACCCUAUCUGGUCCGACUCUGUUGAUUCUUCUGCCUUCCUCGAUUCCAUCGACGAAUUAAUCGCCACGAUACGAGACUGGAAUCCUAUGGCGAGCGCAGAUAAAUCCAUCAGCGCGUGUUUGGUACGUGCCGAGGACUUCAUGCAGCAAGCUAUGUUUCGGCUGGAGGAGGAGUUCAGGCUCUUAAUGGAACGUGGUUGCGAGUCGUUUGAACUGGCAAGGCCGUAUGGAAAUGGCGAGUCAACGGGAAACGUAUCCCUUGACUCCGAUGAUGACGACGAAGAAGCAAUCAUCACCAAUGGUGAGGACCACAAUCAGAUUCCUGUGGCGCAACCGCUUACCCAUUACAAUAUUUUGAUCGACGCGCUUCCAUCGGGGACGAUCAACGACCUUCAUGAAAUUGCUAAGCGCAUGGUGGCCGCCGGUUUUGGCAAAGAGUGCUCACACGUGUACAGUAGUUGCAGGAGAGAGUUCUUGGAAGAAAGCAUGUCGAGGUUGGGGAUGCAGAAAUUGAGUAUGGAAGAAGUUCAAAGAAUGCCAUGGCAAGACCUUGAGGACGAAAUAGAUAAGUGGAUUAAAGCAGCGAAUGUGGCGCUUCGUAUCCUCUUCCCAAGCGAACGUCGGCUAUGCGAUCGCGUGUUUUUUGGGUUCUCAUCUGCAGCUGAUUUAUCGUUUAUGGAGGUGUGUCGGGGAUCCAUGGUUCAGAUUCUGAACUUCGCUGACGCAGUGGCUAUUGGAAGCCGGUCGCCGGAGCGGUUGUUUAAGCUUCUGGAUUUUUUUGAGACAUUGAGAGACUUAAUGCCAGAUUUUGAGUCUAAUUUCUCUGAUCAAUACUGUUUAGUUCUUCGGAAUGAUGCCGUUGCAAUAUGGAAGAGGUUAGGAGAGGCAAUAAGAGGAAUAUUUAUGGAGCUGCAGAAUUUGAUACGUCGUGACCCAGCCAAGGCUCCCGUGCCUCGUGGUGGGCUACAUCCCAUUACACGGUACGUGAUGAAUUAUCUACGUGCUGCCUGUCGAUCCAGUCAGACGCUUGAACAAGUUUUUGAGGAGAACGUUAAGCUCAUUCCUUCUGAGGAUUCGUCUUCCUCAUUAUCAGUUCAAAUUGCAUGGAUUAUGGAGCUAUUAGAGAGUAAUUUACAGAUGAAGUCGAAGAUUUAUGGUGACUCUGCCUUAUGCUCCCUUUUCAUGAUGAAUAAUGGAAGGUAUAUUGUCCAAAAGGUCAAUGACAGCCAAUUGGGCUCUCUUCUGGGUGAUGAUUGGAUUAGGAAACACACUGCAAAAAUCAAGCAAUUUCAAAUGAGUUAUCAGCGAAGCUCGUGGAAUAAGGUUUUGGGAAUUUUGAGAGCAGAUAAUGGCCCUGCAGCUCCCAAUGUUGGAGGGAACUCAUUGUCUAUGAAAGAAAAGAUGAUGUUCUUUAAUUCCCACUUUGAGGAGACUUGCAAAACUCAAUCCCACUGGAUCAUAUUUGAUGAGCAGCUAAGAAAGGAGUUGAGGAUCUCUUUGGCCAACCUCUUGCUACCAGCAUAUGUAAACUUUAUUAGACGGUUCCAGAAUUCACCAGAACUUGGGAAGCGUGCUGACAAGUAUAUUAAGUACACUCUGAAAGACAUAGAAGCCCACAUUAAUGUUUUGUUUCAGGGAGGUAGUGAAUCAGCUGGAAGCGGAAAAUAAAGGCUUGCAGAGGAAGGAUGGGAUUAAUUUGAUAGCAGAGGGGUCUAUGAAUUAAGGUGAAAUCUUGAUCAUGCAAUGGCUAGUAAAAGCAUGCAAUGCACCUAAGGUUGCAUUCUUCGCUUAGGAAUCCUUUAGGAGAAAAUUUGGAUCAAGACAAUCUCUAAAAUGUGAAUUUACUUGGUGAAUUGAUGAUUUUUAUGUAAAUGUGAUGUAGAAACAGUUUAUUGAUCUUUAACUCUUUCAAUAACAAGAGAUGGAAGUCCAGCCAAGAAUUUCUCUUUUCAAAAAUCAUACUGAUUAUCUUUUCUGGUAAAGAUCAGGGUAAAGAAGGUAUUCUUGUACCAUUUGAAAUGAGACAAGUUUGGGCAUUUCAAAUUCAUUAAUUGCUCUUGUGACCGGUCCAUAUAUAUACUGGCUGGUCCAACAAAAUGUACUCCUAUAGUAUAUAAUAGAGUGUUAAUGCUGUCUUGCACUAUAUUAGUGCAUUUUUA